Molecule: messenger RNA, 1761 nt
Organism: Penicillium salamii
Lineage: Eukaryota; Fungi; Ascomycota; Eurotiomycetes; Eurotiales; Aspergillaceae
Source: the annotation of a GenBank genome assembly
AUGGCUACGCCGACCGUACGACAGUGGGGAGUCACUCCCCCAAUCUCAACCGUCCUUCCGACCAAAGAUGAAAUCGCAGCAAACGACGAUCUCAUCGCGUCACUCAAAGCCCAAAACAACUUCGAGCAACCGACAGAAACUGAAAGGAGACAAAAAGUGCUCCAACUGCUACAGCGCGUCACCGUCGAAUUUGUUCAAGUCGUUAGCCGCAACCGAGGUCUUUCUCCCGCUGCAGUUGAAGCAUCAGGCGGCAAAAUCUUCACAUACGGAAGUUACAGGCUUGGUGUCUAUGGUCCAGGAUCCGAUAUCGAUACUCUAGUUGUCGCACCCAAACAUGUCACAAUCGACGACUUCUUCUCAUCCUUUCCCGGUAUACUAGAGCGAAUGGCUUCUGAAGGAGCGAUCGAAAAAAUGACACCUGUGCCCGACGCAUUUGUCCCAAUUAUCAAGCUUGAACUCCUUGGGAUCAGCAUUGAUCUGAUCUUUGCCCGCCUUGUUAUUCCAUCUAUCCCAAUGAACAUUGAUCUGAAGAACAACGACUAUCUCAGAGGUUUAGACGAACGUGAGGUUCGGUCGCUCAAUGGAACUCGUGUUACAGAUGAGAUCCUGGAGCUGGUGCCCCAGCAAAAGACAUUCCGUCUUGCGCUGCGGGCAAUCAAACUUUGGGCGCAGAGGCGAGCAAUUUACUCAAACAUUGUGGGCUUCCCGGGCGGUGUUGCUUGGGCAAUGCUGGUGGCACGAGUCUGUCAACUAUACCCGCAAGCAACAGGAUCUGUCAUUGUGGGCAAGUUUUUCAGGAUCAUGAAUAAGUGGAACUGGCCUCAGCCUGUUUUACUGAAGCAGAUUGAGGAUGGUCCGCUUCAGAUGAAAGUGUGGAACCCAAAGAUUUACCAUGGUGAUCGCUUCCAUCUCAUGCCCAUCAUUACUCCCGCAUAUCCGUCAAUGUGUGCAACCCACAACAUCAGUCAUUCCACCAAGAAUGUGAUCCUUAGGGAACUGAACCGAGGAGGUGAUAUGGUUGACAAGGUCUUCAUGAAGCAGCUGUCAUGGGAGGAUUUGUUCGUCCGUCAUACUUUCUUCACCAAUGACUACAAAUACUAUCUCAGCAUCACCGCUUCGAGCAAAACCAAGGAGGCUGAGGGUGUGUGGUCAGGUCUUGUCGAAUCCAAAUUGCGUCAUCUUGUUGGUGCACUUGAUCGCAAGCAGAUCAUUGCAAUUGCUCAUCCUUUCCCCAAGGGCUUCGAAAGAGUCCACGUUGUCAAAAACAACCAAGAGAUGGAAGCGGUCAAGAAUGGAUCAACCCAGCAUGUCGCCAAGGGCACAAAGACCGAGACGACUGAUGAGACCAACAACGCCGCCCAUCAGGCCGCAGUUCAGAACACACUCGAGAAUGCCGAGGUUCCGGAACCAGCGCACUCCGCCCCUGAAAAUGAUGGCCAGACUGUCUACACAACAACAUACUACAUCGGCCUAGAGCUGAAGCCUUUGGAGCCUGGCCAAUCGAGAUCUCUGGAUAUCUCGAGCGACUCACAGCUCUUCAAGUCUCAAUGUACAGCAUGGACAGGUUUCCAAGAAGACGUCAUGGAGCUGGCAGUAGUCCAUGUUCGCAACUUUGAUCUCCCGGAAGAUGUAUUCGAACCUGGUGAGACCCGGCCCUCUCGGCCUAAGAAGAAGGUGAUCAAGAGAUCAGAGACAGCCGGCCAGAAACGCAGCAUCGGCGAGUUGGACGUAAGUUUACAAAAAAGAUCGAAAUCGGCCUAA